Marchantia polymorpha subsp. ruderalis is the source of this 2759-nucleotide messenger RNA. The record is from the annotation of a GenBank genome assembly. NCBI's taxonomy places the organism in Eukaryota, Viridiplantae, Streptophyta, Marchantiopsida, Marchantiales, Marchantiaceae.
GGUUUUCCUCCCUCCCCAAGAAGAACCCGACGCACCACAGUCCGGCCAGAAGAAGGGCAGGGCAGCCCACGGCCUGGCAAGCAAGCGAAUUGGAGGUCAACUGCAGACACCGAGCGAGCGAGCGAGGAAGAAGACGCUUGAUAGGAACGCCUGGGCCUCCGGCUUUUGGCUUGUGCGACUGGAAAGGGAGGGAAGAAGGAAGGAAAGAACUGGAGAGAGUGACGAGAGAGAGAGAGAGAGACAGAGUGCAGUCAGCGACCGUGCGUGCGUAGGAUGGUGGUGGUGGUGGUGAUGAUGAAGAAGGAGGAGGAGAAGAAGGUUGAGCUUGCCGCCUGCUGAAGGAGAGAAGUGCGGAGGAAGAGAUUGUGGCGCAGUGAGUUGGUGGGAGCGAGAGCGAGAGCUGAAGCGAGGGGGAGAUAGACUACUGCCCUAAGGAGGGGAGGAGGGCGGAUCGUGAGUUUGAGUAUGUGUGUGAGUAGAGGUGGGGUGGCUUGCUUGUCGCGCAGAGAGCUUGGCUUGGGCUGAGACGGUGGGUUUGGUGGGAGAGAGCUUGGACUGGGUGGGACGUGCAUUUGGAGGGGAGGGGAGGGGCAGGGUAAUUGGGAGGGAAACGAGGGAGAUCGAAUUUCAUGGUCGAUUGGGUUUGUGCCAGGAGGAGGGCUAGGCUUUGAAAGUGUCACACCUGGCCGCUGCUGCAGGGCUUCGGUAGCUGCCUGGAGGCGUGGUUGUUAAUUGCCUGCGCAUCGAGAGGGAGAGAGAGAGAGUGCGUGUGAGAACGAAGGGAGGAAAUUGGUCGUGUUUUGGGUGGGUGACGAUGUCGGACAAUUUGAAGGACAAGUUCUCGGCUCUGGGCGAGAAAUUGAAAGUCGGGGGAUCUGAUAUGUCUCGCAAGGUCUCCGAGAGGAUGAACAGCAUUAGCGGCAAGAUGAAGGAGCUUUUUUUGGUGCCGACCCCUGCGGACAAGAUUGUUGAAGAGGCAACUUCAGAAAUUAUGGAUGGCCCUGACUGGAGCAGAAACUUGGACCUUUGUGAUCAGGUGAACCACGAAAAGAUUAGCGGACAAGAUGCGGUUCGAGCAAUCAAGAAGCGCAUCAUGAUCAAGCACCCUACUGUCCAGAUCCUCGCUCUAACUCUACUCGAAACCUGCGUGAAGAAUUGUGACAAGAUGUUCUCCGAGGUCGCAUCCGAGAAAGUCUUGGAUGAGAUGGUCAAGUUAAUUGACGAUCGCCAAUCGUCCAUCGAGAGUCGCGAGAAGGCUCUGAAGCUCAUUGAAGCCUGGGGGGAGUCCACGGAAGAGCUCCGUUAUUUACCAGUCUUCGAAGAGACGUACAAGAGUCUGCGGAGUAGAGGCGUGAAGUUUCCAGGCAGGGACAACGAAAGUUUGGCGCCAAUCUUCACUCCUCCGUCAAUCGCACCUUCACCUCCAAUCGGCUCCAACCGCGGAACGAGCAGCCCCAACACAGCCCCCCCUUUCUGGAGCGAAGAGUUUGCAGCACCCAACACGGACCCUUCCGAUCCUUCCAACGUUAAAGAGACCUUUGAUGUUGCUCGAAAUAGCACAGAACUCCUGGCCACUGUUUUAAGUUCGUCUCCGCAUCAAGAGGCACUCAAAGAUGAUAUAACGACGACUUUGGUGGAGCAGUGCAGACAAUCGCAGUUCAAUCUGCAGAGAAUAAUUCAGAGAGCUGGAGAUGACGAUCCCACUCUUUUUGAAGCGCUGAAUUUGAACGAUGAGCUGCAAAAAGUGCUGGAUAAAUACGACGAGUCGUCUGCGCCCGCAGCCACCAACACGACUGCUGCUGCGCCCGUGGCCACCUCCGCACCACCUUCCACUCGAGUAAAUAGGCCAUCUGCCCCUGCCUUCACAAGUGUACCAGCGCACGAGGAGGACGAUCUACUCACGGGAGGAGGAGAGGAUGCUCUUGUACGGAAUUAUGGGCAGAGGAUGCAGCACACUCCUCUUUCUACCCAAGGAGACGAUAAAGCAAUGGAAGAUUUAGAUGAAAUGAUAUUUGGCAAGAAAGCGGGAGCUUCUUCUUAAAGGUGACCUGAAUUUCGAGGCGUCCAUUCUGAAUUUAAUUUCUCGCACAGUAGGUUCAGUUGUCCAAUUUUCACCGGGAUGGUCUCCAAACUGUAGAUGGACGUCAGGUUUGUUAUAUACAGGUCGUCAAGGUAACGUGGGUUCUGAGUAGGCAACAACUAAGCAAUCACAUAAUGUUAUUCAAGCGAUGGAGGUUUUGCCAGCUGAGGGAUUACGUAGGUAACCCCCCCCUGGAGGCAGAGCUCUUGCGAGGAUGUUUUCGCCCUUAGCUUGACAAUGAACUAGCUUGGAUCUUUGUCGUAGCACUUUUGUCAUCAGACAGUCGGUAGGCUAUCAACCGAGGGAUGCGGUCCUCCCAGGGUCUUGCUUUGUCGUAUAGCAACACACUGUUCCCAAAUUUUCAAGGGACACUUGGUAAACAUGUGCAUCCAGUGAAUGGUAUGCUGAACAUAUUUCUUCCUAAUUGGUAAGCACGACUGUAUCAAUCUCUCUUACUAAACGAGGGGGCUCGACAUUCCCUUACGUUCCCAGCGUUAGAGCCUGUGCCCCCCUUUAUUCUCCUGCUCCUUUCAUAGGUUAGGAUUGGGAUCCUGGGCAGCCCAGUACAGGAUUGAGGUGAGAGUGUCAUCAUUCAGAGCAGGCUGCGAAGUAGCAUUUGCACUUUGAAGUCCGCCGUGGUAGUUUUACCUCAACAAAAGUUCAAACUUUUUAUUUCCCG